Molecule: messenger RNA, 1317 nt
Organism: Colletotrichum destructivum
Lineage: Eukaryota; Fungi; Ascomycota; Sordariomycetes; Glomerellales; Glomerellaceae
Product: Putative metal-dependent hydrolase, composite domain superfamily
Exons: 1
Coding region: 1-1317 (438 amino acids)
Molecular function (GO): hydrolase activity, acting on carbon-nitrogen (but not peptide) bonds
Source: RefSeq, a predicted model, not a curated record
AUGUCCUCACCUGCAUCGGAGCCGGUAGUGGAGUCAGCCGUCACUGUCAUCAUCGCUGACCUCCUCAUCCCGGGCCGCGGCUCUCCCGCCAGAAAUGCUGCCGUUGCUUUGGAGGACGGCAAGAUCGCCCAUGUCGGCGAGCAUGACGAGCUCCCCGAAAAGUUCCGCGCAGUCAGGGCGGUCCACGUCCCAGUUCUCAUGCCCGGCCUCUGGGAUGUGCACACCCACUUCAUCGGACUCGACGUGGUGACUGGCUUCGAUACCGGUCUCUUUAACGUCCUGCCGGGGUCCAAUGCCCUUGUUGGCGCCAUCACCGUCGAAGACCUGGAAGAAACGCUGAUGGCAGGAUACACCUCUGUUCGAGAGCUUGGCGGGUACGCUGGCGACCUGGUCCCCGCCAUUGAGAAAGGACGCCUCAUAGGGCCGAACGUGUAUUCGUCGAUCGCUGCCAUGUCCAUCACCGGAGGACACGGAGACCAGCACUCUCUCCCUAUCGAGUCGAUGCUGAGAUUUGCCGAAUGUGGCGGCCCCUGCUCCAUCGUCGACGGCGCAGACGACUGCACCAAGACCGUGAGGCUACUGGUCCGCCGAGGAGCGCGCUGCAUCAAGGUCUGCUCCAGCGGCGGCGUCCUGAGUCUCUUGGACGAUCCAGAGGAUAGACAGUUCUCGGACGAGGAGCUCAAGGCCAUCGUCGAAGAGGCGAGCCGCAGCCGACGCGCUGUUGGCGCUCAUGCCAUCGGGAAGGCUGGUAUCAUGGCCGCCCUCAAGGCCGGCGUCAAGAGCAUCGAGCACGGCAUGUACCUCGACGACGAGGUUGCCGAUCUAAUGAUUGAGAAGGGGGCCAUUUUCGUCCCUACCCACCAUAUUGUGACCACCAUAAGCAAGGAUACGUCGCAGCUACCGCCCCCUAUCGCGCGCAAGGUCGAGAAGCUCGUCCAAAAGGCCAAGGACUCGUAUAGGUUGGCCAUCAGGAGAGGCGUCAAGAUCGCUCUUGGCACGGACAGCGCCAGUAGCGACCGCACAAAGGGCAUCUCACACGGUAACAACGCCAUAGAGCUGUACUGGGCGGUGGAGAACGGCAUGACGCCGCUGCAGGCCAUCGAGGCGGGCACCGCGAAUGGGCCGGGUGUUCUCGGCGGGAUGGCGCCUCUGAGCGGCCAACUCAAGGAGGGAUAUGAUGCGGACUUGAUCGCUGUCGCAAAGAACCCCCUCAAUGACAUCGAGGUUCUGGUGAAGAAGGAGAACAUUACCCAUGUCUGGAAAGGGGGCAGGUUAUUCAAGUCUCCCCCAGGGCACAUGCCGGCGGUUGUGCUUUGA